AUGAUUGAAAAUCAUAUUUAUAAAUUCGGUACGACUGCUCUUGAUCAUAUUAGUGAAAAUGCAAUUAAUGAUCCAAUAUUGUACAUCAAAACAAUAAUUGAUAUACGACAACAAUUCUUAUCACGUUUCUGUAUUGAACCAGGUUUCAAUAUUGCAUUAGAUAAAGCUUGUUCUAAAUUUAUAAAUAACAAUGAUGUAAAAACAAAAUCAGUUGAACUAUUAGUUCGAUAUUAUGAUAAACUUUUAAAGGAAGGGUAUUCUUCAGGAAAACUUCGAUCAUGCAUGGGUACUAUUUAA
Molecule: messenger RNA, 297 nt
Organism: Rotaria sp. Silwood1
Lineage: Eukaryota; Metazoa; Rotifera; Eurotatoria; Philodinida; Philodinidae
Source: the annotation of a GenBank genome assembly